Messenger RNA from Eutrema salsugineum, 1532 nucleotides. Its product is annotated as chaperone protein DnaJ. Gene Ontology annotation, molecular function: protein-folding chaperone binding. Gene Ontology annotation, cellular component: cytosol. The record is from RefSeq and is a predicted model, not a curated record. NCBI's taxonomy places the organism in Eukaryota, Viridiplantae, Streptophyta, Magnoliopsida, Brassicales, Brassicaceae. The transcript has 3 exons. Bases 100 to 1422 code for a protein of 440 amino acids.
CCUACGCACGACAAAUUUCCUAAUCUCUCUCUCUCUCUUCUCUUUCAGCCAUUUUCCGAUCAUCUUCUUCUUCUUCUUCUUCUUCUUCUUCUAGAUGCAAUGGGGACUCCUCGAUCGCCGGCGACAGAUUUCUUCGGAAUUUCCAAGACAGCAUGCAAAGCAUACAAGUCACUCGUCACCAAAUUGCAUCCUCUUUCUUCUCAUCGCAAAUCCGAUUCCCACUCCGACGCCGAUUCCGCAAUCCACCAGAGAUAUCUGGAAGAAAAAUUCGCGGAGGAAGAUGAUCUGAUCGCUGCUCGGAGAGGUCUCCGGUUACAGAGCAUGGACGAUAGCUCCGUCUUCAAACGCCGAUCUUCUCUCCUAUCAAACUCAAGUAGCCGCCGCAGCCACACGCCACAAGCCAGACCGACAUACCUCUCCUCCUCCGCCUCUUCCAACCGCCGAUCUGCUUUCUCCAGAAGCAUCAGCCGUAGAGACGAAGGAAGCAGCCACGGUGGCGCAGGGAGAAGCCAUGGUCUGAAAUCACGCCCUGUCUCGAACAACACGAGCCCAAUGGCUUCACCUUUCACAAGCCCGAGAGGGAAAGAUCAAACCUUAGGUGAUUUGUUUGGCCCUGCACAGGGAGUUUCUUCUCCUCCAAGCUAUAGCCCGAUAAACGGCGUGAAGUCGUCUCCUACGUCGUCGAUUUCGAAGAGUGGUAGCAAGAGAGAUAAAGACGACAGAGGCUCGACGACGUCGACGUCGGUGCCGUUUUCGAAGAGCACCAGCACGAGACAUUCGGAGAGGGAUAGUGGAGGAUCAAUGGGGAAGAGCAUUAGCCGGAGGAGCACCACGCCGAUAGUUUUCUCGCAGUCAACGCCGCCGAAAAAACCACCGGCCGUGGAGAAAAAGCUUGAGUGUACGUUGGAAGAACUCUGCCAUGGCGGAGUCAAGAACAUCAAGAUUACUAGAGACAUCAUCUCCGAUGAAGGAUUGAUAAAGAAACAAGAAGAAACGUUAAGAGUGAACAUCAAACCCGGAUGGAAGAAAGGGACGAAGAUCACAUUCGAAGGAGCAGGGAGCGAAAAACCGGGUUAUCUCCCGGAAGACAUUACAUUCGUAGUUGAAGAAAAGAGACACCCUUUGUUCAAAAGACGCGGAGAUGACUUAGAGAUUGCGGUCGAGAUUCCUCUUCUAAAGGCUUUAACGGGAUGUAAACUCUCGGUGCCGCUACUUAGCGGCGAGUCUAUGUCAAUAUCUGUAGGAGAAGUGAUCUUUCAUGGAUUUGAGAAGGCGAUUAAAGGUCAAGGUCUGCCAAAUGCUAAAGAAGAAGGUAAACGAGGAGACUUGAAAAUAACGUUUUUAGUGAAUUUCCCAAAAGAGUUGAGCCAAGAACAACGAUCAAUGGCCUACGAGGUUUUGAAAGAUUGUUCUUGGGCAUAAAGGUUUCAAUAUAUACAUGGGUUUCAUGCCAUCCACUUCAUGUCUUUUUCUUUAUUCUUCUUUGUAUAUAAGUUUCACAAGUUGAGGGCUUGAGGCUUUAAAAGAAUAAA